Messenger RNA from Penicillium concentricum, 2025 nucleotides. RefSeq lists its product as uncharacterized. The record is from RefSeq and is a predicted model, not a curated record. NCBI's taxonomy places the organism in Eukaryota, Fungi, Ascomycota, Eurotiomycetes, Eurotiales, Aspergillaceae. The transcript has 3 exons. The coding region runs from base 1 to 2025 and encodes 674 amino acids.
AUGGUCUACUAUGGGUUUGCAUUUCUCUGUUUGGCAAUCACUGCGAAUGCAGCAGUAAGCCCCAAGUCUUUACAUUCUGAUAUUUCCAUUCUCAUUCACAAUGACCUGCUAGAAACCGAAAGUCCUUUGUCAAGUUCAGGAAUUGUGGUGCUCGAUGCGAGACCAUGGCAAGAAGCCGCUGAAAGUUGUCAAAAGAUUGGAGAGACUCUCUGGGGGACUGAUUCCAGUUACAAAAAGAUUCAAAGCGACUUGGACUACCUUGUAUUUCAAGGCAAAUACACUCGCAGCCAACGUUUUUGGACGGCCUCGGACCACCACAAACUCUCCACCAUCGACACAAAUGGUCGGGUUAAUAAAGCCUCUGCAAACGAAAAACUGCCCGUUCUUUGUACACAAAGUGCUCCAUUCUCCAACAGUACAUUCCAGGAUACAAGUGCUCAGUGGCAGGUGACUGUCCACUCUAACGAUGAAUACCUCACUGGAUUCCGGGAUCGAUUCAGUUUCCGCUUUCUAGGAAUUCGCUACGCUAAACAGCCCCAACGAUGGGACUAUUCCCAAUUGUAUAAAGGGUCUGGCAAAAAGGCUUCGGCUCUCGACUAUGGCUCUGACUGUACACAAGGCACAACUGGUUCGGAAGACUGCUUGUUCCUCAAUGUUUGGACUCCCUAUCUUCCCCAAAGCAACAAAGUCAGAAAGAGACAUCUCAAACCUGUGAUGCUUUGGAUUCACGGCGGGGCUUUCACCGGUGGCACUGGCAGUGACCCGACAUCCGACGGCGGCAAUCUAGCCUCGAGAGGUGAUGUUGUGGUCGUCGGCAUAAACUACCGUGUGGGAACAUUGGGCUUCCUUGCACUAGAUGAUGGCGAAACCAACGGGAACUACGGAUUGGCAGACCAGACCACGGCGCUGGAGUGGGUUCGUCGAAACAUCCGGGACUUCGGCGGCGAUCCGGAUAGAAUAACCAUCUUCGGCCAAUCGGCCGGUGCAGGUUCAGUACGGGCACUGCUUGCUUCUCCUGUAUCACGAGGUAAGUUCGCUGGUGCAAUUAUGCAGAGCAAUCUUGGUGGUUUGGCCUAUGGCACAACCUACUCGAAGUACUAUACCAUCGCGCAGGAGAUGGAAGUUGUGGGGAAUGCCAUUCUCAACGAGACAAACUGCACAGAUGCUGUUUCAGCAGUGGAAUGUUUGAGACAACUCCCCGCGUCAACGAUUGCAAAUCUCGCUGACUCGGCGCGGUAUCUGGUUGUUGAUGGAGUCUACCUCCGAAACUCGGAGCUGGAUUUAAUAAACCCAUCAUCAACUGCCAAUGUGCCUUUGAUGAUCGGUACGAUGAGAGACGAUGGCGCUGCCAUGAUUGGUUAUCCUGCAGUGGGACAAACUCUGAAAUCCUUCCUCAAUGAAACUGGUCUGCCUGACUCAGUUGCACCGAGCCAACUAUUCCCCGUACCAUCAACUACCAAUGCUACACUCGAUAUCUUCAACACCUCCUCUCGAAUAGCCACAGAUGGAAUGUUCCGAUGCAUCGACGAAGCAACUGCACAUACAGCCUCAAAGACUCAUAUCUUCCCCGAUAUCUUCUACUACGAGUUCAACCGUUCAUACCAAAUGCCCGGCUGGUCACCCAAUGCCCCGGUGUGCAACGCUCCGAUCACAGAUGAGUUCCCAAAUGGUGAUCCCAGCCAGGAGUACUUUAAAUGCCAUUCUGGCGAGCUGUUCUACGUGUUUGGCAGUUUCCGUCGUCAGGGUUUGCCGUUCCGGGAUGAGUUCGAUCUACCCUUUGGACAGUAUGUACUAGAUUCUUGGGCGAGUUUUGCGAGGGAGGCUAGACCUACUCCUGACUUGGCCUUUUUGAAGGUAAGGGGAUACAUUAAUACGACUCGGGAGAUUGAGGCGACUGGGUUGUGGGAGCCGUUUGGUAAAGCAAGUCAGCUUCGGUUGUUUCAGUGGCCUUCCAUGAUGAGGGAUUUGGAUGGGCUGGAACAAUGCCGCGCGUUGGAAUUGUCUUUGGAUUACUUCGACUCUUAG